GACAACACUUCCCUUAGUGGUCUCGUUAUCUUACUGUCAAAUGAAUCAGAUACGAUGGUAAUGGACAUUCUGAAUAUAUUCUUAAUGCUCGUCAAAAAACCCGGGGGCAUCUCAUCACUCCGUAAGCUAUACGGACUAGAUGCUCAGCUGAAAUACCUGUCAGAGGCUGUAACGAGAGAUCCGCGCAUAGGUCAUGUAUCUUCGAGUCUUCUAAGGAUCCUUUUUACCAAAAAACCCGAGGAGUCAAAAAUAAGCCCCAAAAAACUGGAUUACAGGCGACCAAAGUCCAUUAUCGUUCAGUUAGUUGGAAAUGUAACUGAGACCGAUCUGAAGCUAAUAGAGUCCCAGAUUGUUCGCCUUCGUGGUGUCAUAAGUGUUACCUUUCAACUGCACAAAUGUCGUGUGGUGGUUUUCGCACAGAACCAUGUUGAUCCCGAACUCAUUCUUACAAAAGUCCGCGAGGGUUGUGACCUCGCCUCUUCCUCCGCUGGAAAUCGUAGUAUAUCCGCGCGUCCGAUUCUUCGACGGCAAAAAUCAGCGCGAACGGUGGUGGCCCAUAAUAGCGAUUCAGAUCGUCGAAGUUGCGCAACAACCGCCACGUUCAAGGUCCCUGCGUCUCGCGAACAGCCGCCCGCACCACACCCAUACCUUACAAACGACGCUGACCUCUUUGAAGUGGACUCUUCUCGCGGAGUGCCCCAACGCCAAGACAUGGUUGGUCAGGACCGGGGUCCCCAAGGCGGUGGCGGCAUUUCCGGUUGGCUUUCUGGUCUUAUGGAACGAACCCUCUUUUGGUAA
Dibothriocephalus latus is the source of this 798-nucleotide messenger RNA. The record is from the annotation of a GenBank genome assembly. Lineage: Eukaryota; Metazoa; Platyhelminthes; Cestoda; Diphyllobothriidea; Diphyllobothriidae.